AUGGCAACAAACAUGAAUGUCGAUCAAUGGGCAAAGCUGAGGUAUCAACUAUGGACUGUAAGCAGUGAGCAACCAAAAAACACACCGAUUGUAGAGUAUGGCAAAGGAAACGACAAGAGGUUCACCAUUAGAGUUGUCCAUGGCGGAUAUUUUACUGAUUAUCCAGGUAAAGCAUAUGAAAAAACAAAAGUUCACUUUAUUACUUUUAUCAACAUCGAUUUGCUUGACAUGGAUUUGCUUGGUAGUUUUUCUAAAAGUUUGGGUUAUACAACUAUGGGAUAUUGGUAUCAUAUGCCAACUGAACAACAUUCUGGUUUGUCAAUGACUCCAAUUUUGGAUGAUGAUGCUUUGGGAAAUUUCAAAGCAAUGGUUAGGGUACAUCAAUUCCGUGAGAUUGAAAAUCUUUAUGUGGAACACAAGCCAGUAUAUGUGCCAACCAAUUUCCCCCACUUCAUGAUGAACUCACCAGCCAAAAGAGUUGAGAAGCUUAUUCAUCUCUUUGUAACAGAACACCCAAUGUCAACAGUUGAUGAUGGAAUAGCAUACAUCAAGCAUAUGCUAAACAUGACCAUUCCCAGAGGAAAGAUGGAAGAUGCAAUAGACAUGGCUAAAGAGAAUGUUAUUGCAUGGAAAAACUUAGUGUAG
This is a messenger RNA of Lactuca virosa, 645 nucleotides long. The record is from the annotation of a GenBank genome assembly. Lineage: Eukaryota; Viridiplantae; Streptophyta; Magnoliopsida; Asterales; Asteraceae.